AAUUAAAUAAUAAUUUAUAUAUUAGCUCAUCUAGAUUAUUAGUUACAAAUAAACCUUCAAGUCCUAGUACUAAUCAAAUUAAUUAUUCUUUGCUCAGAAUAUAUGAAGAUUCAGAUGAUGAAAAUAGUUAUGUUAAUGUUUUGCCAGUUUUGUCUAGAUUAGCAAUAAAAUAUUUAGCAAUUCUUGCUAUAUCCAUACCAAGUGAAAAGCUGUUUUCUGAUGCUAGUUUCUAUUUAUCUGCUCAUC
Messenger RNA from Scutellospora calospora, 246 nucleotides. The record is from the annotation of a GenBank genome assembly. Lineage: Eukaryota; Fungi; Glomeromycota; Glomeromycetes; Diversisporales; Gigasporaceae.